This is a messenger RNA of Tetrahymena thermophila SB210, 720 nucleotides long. RefSeq names its product kinase domain protein. The record is from RefSeq and is a predicted model, not a curated record. The transcript has a single exon. Lineage: Eukaryota; Ciliophora; Oligohymenophorea; Hymenostomatida; Tetrahymenidae.
AUGAAUAGUUUACUCAAUUUUUUUUCAUCUUCAUCUUCUAAGGUUAACUUAGUUGACUACUUAAAGGAAACAAUAGACUAAGCUAAAAAGAACUCUUCUUCAGAGGAAUUCACCUUAGUUUUAAACUUUAAGGAUAGAUUUGGAAACGAAGAUGGUACAAAAUACUUGGCUUAAACUUUGCAAUAAUGUUAGAAUAUUAGUAGACUUCAUUUAGAAUUAAGAGAUGAUAGAAUUCCAGAUGAAAAAAUGAUUAUUCUAUUAGAAUAAAUCCAGACUAUGAAAAAUUUAAAGCAUCUCUCAUUAAGCUUAGGCCAUAAUUACUUAAAAGAAGCUUCAGUCAAAAGAAUUGGAUAAACUAUUGGAAAUUUAACUUAAUUAGAAUCAAUCAAUUUAAAAUUUGAUUCAAUCUAAAUAGGAUAAUAAACUGUAGCUGCCCUUACAGAGGGAUUUAACAAAUGCUAAAAUCUUACAAACUUAAAUCUCAAUUUAGACUAUUGUAAUAUAUAGGACAGUGGUUUGUAAACUCUCUGCGAUGGCUUAGCACGUUGUAUUAAUCUUACCUAAUUAAAUUUAUCUUUAGGUUGUAAUGGCUUUUCACAAUACCCAAAUUAGAUGAUAUCUUAAAUGAUAGGAGAAGGUCCUUAUCUUGAGUAUCUUAAAAGUUUAGAAGAAACUUUAAAAAAACAUAAGUUAACUAAUUUUACAGCUAAUUAUUGGUGA